Boeremia exigua is the source of this 1050-nucleotide messenger RNA. RefSeq lists its product as uncharacterized. NCBI's taxonomy places the organism in Eukaryota, Fungi, Ascomycota, Dothideomycetes, Pleosporales, Didymellaceae. The record is from RefSeq and is a predicted model, not a curated record. Bases 220 to 972 code for a protein of 250 amino acids. The transcript has a single exon.
ACAUGGCAUGCGCUGAAUGGCCAGAGACACGUAUCGAGGUCCUUCAAGAAGCUUGAUCAGGCUGAGCUGAGUUGUGAUUCGUUCCUUAGCACCCCAGACCGAUGAACAGCAUGCGACUGUCAGACUCCAGUGUGCCUUGGGUAGUACUGCCUGAAAGAGAACAGAUAACGAAUGAUCUAGGUUUCGUGUGUCCCGCAUUUUGAGAGAUCAUUCUCUGUCAUGGCGGUCGCUCGCGACGCUAUAUCUUUUGCCGAGUUUUUCCCGCUUCGAGAUCCAACCGAAAAUAUUAUCGGACAGCUUUAUCAAUGCCUAUGGGGUUGGCAAGAUUGUGUCGAGUGCGCAAAUCGUGGGGAAUGUGCGACGAUCGACUGUAGGUGGAUGUUGCGACCCUCACUGAGCUCCUUCAGCGAAUUCUACCAGCAUGCCACGUACCGAUACACAUCCGAGGACUGGUUUUGUUCUUUGCCGUUACUGCGGGAUCAUGGGGACUUGCAGCAGCUUAUACGGUUCAUCGUGGAACGGCCCGAGCUGACCCGAGAAGUUCUUAUGUCAGAGUAUUUCGGCCGAAGUAGUUAUGCCCAGACAACGGAGUCUGACAGGAAUCGAGCAGUGAAUCUCGCAUAUAGCAUCAUUUCCAUGCUACCUUGCGCCGAGAGAAAUCACUUCUAUGUCCGAUAUCCAAUACUGACUCCCGUGAUCUGGAAGAAAAGCCAGGCAGCUUGCGAGGUCUGGGGAGCCGCCUUACCGAUCGGGAAGACUCUGACAAAUGAAGAAGCACAAGUGGUCUCCAGAAGUUUGUCUGCCAAGCGGCUACAGGAGUGUGGCUUCGAGAUUGUCAACACGAACGAUCCUCGCUUACAUCUUGUGGAGGACUCCACAACGACGGUACGACGUGUCUACAUCUUCCAUCAAGCCGGGUUCUUGAAAGAGCAUCUUUCGUAUCAAGUCCGCCAUGGACUCGCGACCAAGUGAGUACACUCGCUCAAGAUGCGGAGCCUUCUUACCAAUUCUUGACACCUAGACAUAUUGUUCCGCGCCAACUAGCGCUGG